Molecule: messenger RNA, 4233 nt
Organism: Cloeon dipterum
Lineage: Eukaryota; Metazoa; Arthropoda; Insecta; Ephemeroptera; Baetidae
Gene: Phlpp
Product: PH domain leucine-rich repeat protein phosphatase
Exons: 21
Coding region: 442-4092 (1216 amino acids)
Molecular function (GO): protein binding
Source: RefSeq, a predicted model, not a curated record
CGGCGCGCGGCAGUGUUUUAUCGCGGCUCGGCGUGUGAACCACGCCGGCCGCCGAACGCAUCGCAGCUAACUUAGUUAAAGCUCGCCGUCUGCGCGGCUAUUAUUAUUUUCUCUCUCGCCGCAGAUUCGUUUGCGCGAUUUACGAGCCAGCGAAUGACGAGGCCCGCGACCUGAAUGCUGAUUCGCGCCGAUCACGCCCUGGUCACAUAGACGCUUAUUAUUAUUGUGCGGCCGUGCUCGGUGGCGUCCGUGGGACCCUUGCCAGAAUUCACUCCUGGCCACGAUACCAUCGGAAAGGAGGUGCAAGGCGCGCGGCCAGUUUCUUUCUGAAGACGCAAUUGAAAAGUAGUGCUUAUUUUGUGCGUGCGUGAUGAAAGCUUUGGGUUUGAUGUCGUCCGUCUGACUUAAUUCACUUAAAAACACACACUCAGGUUUUCCAAGAUGAAGACCCUGACACCUGAAGAGAAAAUCGGUGACGUUGAGGGUUGGGUGCGCGUUUUCGCGGGGCCCGAGUGCUCCAAAUCGUUAGCUGAGGACGACCACGGCACCCUGGUGUCCGUGCAGACGCUGACCACGAGCGGCGACAUCUGCAGACGCUUCCUCGGCAUGUCUCCUGACGCGACCCUGUGGGCGCAGUACGGUGCGGGGCCCAGCUGGAGACUCACCUCGUCCGAGGCUCCGCUGCUGCUGCAGGAGCUUUUCCUGCGAGCGCUUGGAUACGACGACCCAGAGCGCAGGAAACGCAUGGGAAUUGACCCUGAACUCAGGCACCUUCUCAGAUUCCACACGGGGCCUGCUGAGCCUCAGGGUCCCAUGCCUUCGUUGCUUGGCUUUCCCAGAGCAGCUCGGUUAUUCGUGUUGAAAGGUCUCGUGGUGCCUCGGUGGAGAAGACGCGCAAUCGCCCUCCUCGGUUCGCGACUCCUCCUUUUCCCAGAUGCUGGAGCGGAUCCAGAAUUGGAACUGGAGUUGACAGGCGGACGUGUGGAGGCGCAGGUGCCGCGGGGAGGGUGCCUAGUGCUCAGGGUCGUCCCCUGCGAGCAGGAGAUUGGUACCAACAACCUCUCUGGAGCCGCGGCAAACAACAAGGUCGCUGCCGGCAACAAGCAGCAGCAGCAGGCGCUCUUCCUUGGCUUCCAGGGCGAAACCGAGCGUGACCUGUGGCUGGCUUGGCUGACCAAGGCGUGCGACCCGCAGCAGCAGCAGCAGCAACAGCAGGAUCUGUCUGCCGAGGACAUCUCUCCGCAGGAUUUGACCGCAGAGUCGCGUUUGUGCCUCGCCCGCAGCGGCCUCCGCAGCCUGCCGGCGCAGCUGCUCUGCGGACCGCGGCUCACGGUGCUCGACAUCAGGGAUAACCUGCUCACCGAACUGCCCAAUGACAUUUGGAGGCUCAAAGGUUUGCAAGAAAUGCGAUUGGAUAGAAACGCCCUGCGGGAAUUGCCAGAUGGCCUGGUGCAGCUGCACGAUUUGCACACCCUUUCGGCUGCGCAAAACCGGAUCACCACCCUUCCAGCCGGACUCUUGGGCCACAUGGAAGCGCUCAGAUCACUCACUCUCAACAGCAAUUUGCUUGAAGCCGCCGCUGUGAGUGCAGCGGCCCAAAAGCCCAUCCGCGAAAAUGGCCAUGCGAAUGAAGGGGAUGGAGUAGAAUCGUUGGGGCCCCUCAGUCACGUCGAUCUGAGGGGCAACUCGCUGUGCGGCUCGAUUGUUUUGGCGGACUAUGGAGCGUUGACCUCUCUAGACGUAAGUUUCAACAAAGUACAAAGCCUGGACUUGGCUGCCCUGGAGCAACUGCGGCGGUUGCAUUGUGCCAGCAAUGAGUUGCGGCACUUGGCUCUUAGCGGCAGGAGCUUGGAAGUGUUGGUUGCGCCAAAUAACAAAUUGCAGAUGGUUCAAGUCGAGCCGCCACCAUCAAGACUGCAAGAGCUUGAUCUUUCAAGAAACGAGCUGACGAUGAUGCCGUCAUGGUUAGUUGAGUGCCGCGGCUUAUCUAGCAUUGAUGUCUCUCACAACCAACUUACAUCACUGCCAGAAGUCGUGUUUCUCUUGCCGCAUUUGCACACGAUGCAGGCAGGGCACAAUUCCCUACGGAGUCUGCCCACGAUUCAGAACGCAAAUCUUUCCCUGCAAAUUCUGCGCCUCCAGAGCAAUGCUCUCACUGCUCUUCCUCCGCACCUGCUCAACUGUUGCAAUAGGUUAGUUGAGCUGAACUUAAGUAGCAACAGACUGAUGGUGAUUUUCGACGACACUGGCAGCCAGUUGAAAGCUCUCCGCCGCCUGAUGGCCUCCUACAACCAACUCGGCGACGCUGCGCUCCGUCAAAUCGCGCGUUUGCCCAAUCUGAAAGCUCUUCACCUGGCUUAUAACAGAAUCACGCAAAUCCCUGCCAUAUGCAUCGAUUCUUGGUCAGAGAUUCAGGAAUUGGUGCUCUCCGGCAAUCACUUGAUCUCGCUGCCAGAGAGCAUUACGAGCUUGAGGAAGCUGCAAGUUCUGCGCAUGCACUCGAAUCAAAUAAGGAGUUGUCCUACCGUGAAUCAAAUGCUUUCGCUUAAGGUUUUAGAUUUAUCGCACAACAAAUUGGAACAAAUAGAUCUGGCCCGCUUGGCUCCACCAGGUCUGCAAUGCCUCGAUAUCAGCUGCAACCACAGACUCCACGUCGAUCCUAGCCACUUCAAUCAGUACAGGUCGAAACGCGCUAUGAGUUUGGUAGACACGAGCGGCCAAAACAGGAGCUGCCUCCCAAUGUCCCCGUACCACGAGGCCGCUGCCCUCGAGCUUCCCUGGACACUAGGGUUUGCAGACGGAGGCGCCUGGUCUAGAUUUCCAAUAUGCCAACUGCGCCUGCCAGCCUUCUGCAACACAGAAGCUCUGCUAGGAAUUUUUGAAGGGAGUGGCGCGUCCGGGCCGGAAGUUGCGAAACUGCUGGCACAAUCCGUGCCCAGGCUGCUGUUGGAAGAGAGGACCCUGCCCGAUACAGCGCACGAAUACAUGAAGUACACGAUUCUGUCGGCCCACAGAGAGUUGCGUCAAAAGGGCCAGCUGAGCGGUGCAAACGCGGUCAUGUGCCACAUCUCGCGGCCGUCGCCUGCCAAGCCGUACAUCUUGCGGGUGGCAAGCGUCGGCCCGCAGGGCGUACUCCUCGCCCGAAUCGGCGGCUCGUGCGCGCGCCUUACCAAGUCGGCGCCUCACUCGGAGCCAAACAGGGUGCUUGGCCAGUCGGCCGAAUUUCCACUCGUCAUUCCUGACCCCUUCGUCACCGAGGUCAUCCUCGGAGAGACCGAUCAGUUUAUCAUCGGCGCCUCUGAGAGGUUUUGGGAGUAUGUGCCAGAAGAAGAGGCAGUCCGAGAAGUGGCAGCUUCGCUUGGAACUUCUCGCGGCAGCAAAGAGGCUAACACUGCCGCCAAAAGAUUGGUGGACCUGGCCCAAGGUUACGGCUGCACCAACUCGAUCAGCGUGAUGGUUUUGAGUUUGCUCGGUGAGGGUCUCAGACCAUCAAGCCAAAGCGUCAGAGUUGUUACUCCAGGCGAAGCAUUCCUAGCCCAAGCGAGAUCAUCGCCGAGCGGUCAGAGUGCAGAGGACGACCCUCAUUUGGAGCACCUAAGCAGUGCAAGCAGUUCACACAGCGUGCCCUUGUCGAGAUUCGCCACGCUGCCAGGAUUUUCUGACAUGGGCGGAGACGCCGAGGACGAGUGGACAGACACAGGAUCUUGCGCGGCAACCUCCGCAGGACCGGAGCAGCUCAGGUGCUGGGAAUACAUGCUGGAGAAAAACAGCCGGGUGCUCUUCGACAGAGACUUGCAGGCCCUGCGGCCCACUCUACCAAGGGUGGGGAAAGGCGGAUCGGACAUUUCAAGCCUGAAAGGAUCUCUGCGCAACAGGGUGAUGUAUACCGGCCACAACGCCGCGUACUUUGGCUCAUUGCAACGCCUACUGCCAACGUUGACGAAGGAAACGGCAAGAAAGUCACCUGGGUUUAUAAGAGCCCCUUCAGCCGAGAUGCUGCAGUAUGUGCCAGAGGAGGACUUUGGGGAGAUGGACCCUUUGCAGUGCGGCAGAAUGCAGCGAUAUUGGGGGGUUGCCACGACUGAACUGUGAUGUACAAUAGUGGACUAUUAAUUAUAAUAUUAUUUUUUUCCUCGUCAAGGAAAUAGCAAUUGCUGGCCCACAAUUCCCAAGCAAUUUUCUUCCGGUAGUUUGAUAUCAAAAUAAAGAUGACAGAAUUAAAAAAAUUGAAAA